AUGUUUGAACAAUUGGCUAUUUUUACACUUCAAGGGAUCAUUCUUUAUCAAUAUAAUUGUCAAGGCAAGAAGUUCUCAGAACAUCAAAUAAAUGCAUUCAUCUCUAAGCUAAUUACAGCACCUGCCACGAGAGAUACUACUACUGCUGGCGGUAAAUUUACCAUCUUGAACGUUACCAAUGAUAGUACGCUAUCUACGACGAAUGCCUAUUCUCGUUCGUUUUGCUCAAUGUUUUAUAAGACAAAACAACCAGAAAUAUAUUUCGUUAUAACAUAUGCUGAACAAACUAUUGAAUUAGAUAAAGAAGCUGAAAAAACACUAGACUUGGCAACCAAACUUUGGAACUCAUUAGAAAUUAAUAAAUCUAUCCAAGAAAAUCUAAAUUCAAGAGACCACAUAGACAUAUUGGAUGGAGUAAAUGAUGGCAUAUCUAAAUUCGACCAGUACUUUAAAGCGAAAUAUGAAGAAUCUAUCAAAUCCGUUGCUUUUACACCCGUUGACGAAGUCCCAGGGAAAGAAGCUUCUCCAAAAACUAUAAAUCCCAAGAAAAAGAAUCAAGCAAAGAACAGAACAUUAAAUAACGGCGGGGGAAGAAAGUGGGGACGUAAUGGUAUAAUGGAGGAAACAACUGCUUUAGAUUCUUCAGUACUAGACUUUUCUGAAUCUUCUAAUAAUGUGUCAGGAAAUGAGAGGACUAUAGAUCCAGCUUUCAAUAAGGAAGCUUUCGGAAAUAGAACAAUAAAAGGUGAAUUUUUAAUCAAGGAAAUCGACGAUCUUUUAUCUUCAGCUACAGAUGGGGACAGUUCUAAUGAGACCGAGAACGAACAAACUUACCUAGGUUCCUUGACAUCGUUCUUAAGAAGGAACUUUACUGGGAAUAAAACUAUAUCGGCUAGUGAUUUAAAAUCAGUACUUGAUAAACUAAAGCAAAAAUUGAUCACAAAGAAUGUCGCUCCAGAAGCAGCUACUUUUUUAGUUGAACAAGUGAGUAAAGAUUUGGUUGGCACCAAAACUGCUAAUUGGACAAGUGUUGAAAUAACAGCCCGUAAAUCAUUAACAAAGGCUUUAACUCAAAUUUUAACUCCAGGUGUUUCAGUAGACCUGCUACAUGAGAUACAGAAAAAGACAAGUGUUAAAGAUUCAGAAGGUAAGAAACAACCGUAUGUAUUUUCUAUUGUAGGUGUGAACGGCGUUGGUAAGUCUACAAAUCUUUCUAAAUUGGCUUUCUGGCUAUUACAAAAUAACUUUAAAGUUUUAAUUGUUGCCUGUGAUACAUUUAGAUCCGGUGCGGUUGAACAACUUAGAGUUCAUGUUGAAAAUCUAGCCCAAUUAAUGGAUGAGUCGCACGUUCGUGGCUCAAAAAACAGAAGAGGUAAAAGUGGGAAUGAUUAUGUUGAAUUAUUCGAAGCAGGCUACGGUGGUUCAGAUUUGGUGACAAAAAUUGCGAAACAAGCUAUCAAAUAUGCCCAUGAUCAAGAUUUUGACAUUGUCCUAAUGGAUACUGCCGGUAGAAGACAUAAUGAUCCUACUUUAAUGUCUCCUCUAAAAUCUUUUGCAGAACAAGCUCAGCCUGACAAAAUAAUCAUGGUGGGUGAAGCAUUAGUUGGUACAGAUUCUGUACAACAAGCAAAGAACUUCAAUAAUGCCUUUGGUAAAGUAAGAAAUCUAGAUUUCUUCAUAAUUUCUAAAUGUGAUACAGUAGGAGAAAUGUUAGGAACAAUGGUAAAUAUGGUUUAUGCAACAGGAAUUCCAAUCUUAUUUGUAGGUGUCGGUCAAACAUAUACAGAUUUAAGAACAUUGAGUAUUAAAUGGGCAGUCAAUACAUUGAUGGCGUAA
Naumovozyma dairenensis CBS 421 is the source of this 1836-nucleotide messenger RNA. It is a transcript of the gene SRP101, whose product is annotated as Signal recognition particle receptor subunit alpha. The transcript has a single exon. The record is from RefSeq and is a predicted model, not a curated record. Gene Ontology annotation, cellular component: endoplasmic reticulum membrane. Gene Ontology annotation, molecular function: ATP hydrolysis activity; protein binding; GTPase activity. Gene Ontology annotation, biological process: SRP-dependent cotranslational protein targeting to membrane. NCBI's taxonomy places the organism in Eukaryota, Fungi, Ascomycota, Saccharomycetes, Saccharomycetales, Saccharomycetaceae. Bases 1 to 1836 code for a protein of 611 amino acids.